AUUGAAACUGUUUUCAUAAUUCUCGUCUGCGAAGUAUAACAUUCAGGAAUAAACAAAGUUUCAAGAGGAAUUUAUGUGCCCAGCAAGCCAGCAUUCCGAAUUACGCCCCUGUUGUCAAUUUGCUUCACGACAAUAUUUGAGUAUAUCAAGAUAUUUAACGCUAAUCUGGAUUCAUUUUCACUGUGUGUGUUAACGAUGUUUCAAAUUGAAUGAUGUCUUUGCUCUGCUAUUGAAUGAGAAGGGAUUUCCAAUUUAAAGAUCACUUUAAUGGAUCCAAUAAAAAGCAAAGCUAAUUAUUCCCGGGUUUGUCAACUGUUGGUAGAUAAAGGAGGAGAUGCUUUGAGACUUUCUUUGAGAGAUGCUUUACAUUCGAUGCAUCCACCUUCCUCCUUGGCCUCUGCAUUGAAGGCCAACAAGAAGACCCUGCAGAGAAUGCGAUACGAUAUAAUUAAAGCCCCGCAAUGGGAUCUACUCUUCCCAAUAUCUGGUACACCAGAUUCAAACAAAUUCGAUAUCACCUUACUGACUGUCCUACUUCGAAAUAUUUGUGGAUUGUCUCCACCAGCGACUGGGUGGAAUGUUAUGCCUCCAGUUAGUGAUACAUCUAUAUCAGCAAACAUUUUGAGAGUCAAAAUGUUCAGGAAUGAAGUGUAUGGUCAUAUUCCAACUGUAGGUUUGGACGACACAACGUUUGAAAAAUUGUGGCGAGAAAUUUCGGUACCGUUGGUCAACUUGGGAAUUUCUCAAGAGGAUAUUGAUGAGUUGAAAGUAGCUCCUCUCAGCCCUGAAGAAGUAAGUUAUAUUAACAGUUUAAAAGAAUGGAAAAAACUAGACGAUGACUUAAGUAAUGUUAAAAUAGAAUUAGGUGAUGUUAAAACAGAAUUAGGUGAUGUUAAAAGUGAAGUAGUGAAGCUAAGAAAAACAGCAGAUGAGAAUGUUCAUCAAUCAACUGUCGAGAAACUCGCUAAAUUUGACUUUACUGGAAAGAUUGACGACCUUUGUAAAAAAUUUCAUGAAGGAACUAGAAAAUGGUUGUUUGAUAAACUCUCAAAUUGGUUUGUGAGUAAAGAAACCAGGGUUAUGAUCCUAACUGCAGGUCCAGGCGCUGGAAAAAGUGUUUUAUCUGGAAAGAUUUCUGAGCUGUAUAGAGGACGUGACCAACUCGCAGCUCACCAUUUCUGCGACUUUCGAAAUUCUGAUUACAGCAAUCCUCACAGAAUCCUCCAGUCCCUUUCCAGCCAAAUGUGUGAGAAUGUUGAUGGAUUCCGUGAUAAACUAACCGAAAUCCUUCGUCGUGAAAAUUCUCGGGUCUCGCUGCCAGACGCAUUUCGUGUUCUUUUAAACGAUCCACUACACUCUCUUCGCCGAAAUGAUCCAAUGUUGAUCAUUGUUGAUGCCUUGGACGAGAGCAAAACUGAUAUGAAGAGCGAAUUUUUGGAGUUGAUAUCUGAGAAAUUUUGUGAACUGCCGGAUUGGAUUAAGAUAUUCAUUUCGAGCAGACCGGAGCUACAAGUACGGAAGGUACUUCAACAUUUACAGCCGUUAGAAAUCCGUCCUGAUGAUGAAGAUCACAAUCAAGAUAUUGCGCUUUUUAUUCGUCGUGAUUUACCUAAUCUUGAUGAUGAUAGUUUAAGGUUAGUUAUUUUGAAGUGUGAGGGAUCGUUUUUGUACGCUUAUCACUUAGUUCGUGAAUUAAGAGAAAAGGGCUUGGGAAUUGAACCCGACUUAAGUGAUUUCAUCCCCAAUGGUAUUGCCGGAUAUUACGAAAAACAGUUCAAACGUUUGAAAAGCCGCCUCCAAAGUGAAAAGCCAGAUACCUUUUCCUCUAUCUUAAAAAGUUUUAUCAAUGUUAUUGCCGCUGCAUUCAUGCCUUUCCCAUUGAAAAUUCUUUUUACAUGCAUGGGUCUUCCCUGGGAAGAAUUCGAAACACGCACAGCGAUUAUGAACAUUAUGUCAGAAAUUCUUCCAGUUUAUGAUGGUUGCCUGACUCUUUAUCAUAAGUCAUUAUGGGAUUGGAUGACGUUGAUUGGGUAUGAGGAACAUGCGUUUGUUGCAGAUGUUAAAGACGGAAAUGGACGUCUUUGGCGUGCUUGUGAGAAGGAAUUCUAUCAGAUAGAUUCUUUAAAGUCCGUUUUAGAAUUUAAACUUUCUCUCGAGAAUGAGUACGCUUUGGAAAAUGGUUUAAGAUAUUUGAUAAUAACAGGUAAUGUGGAGGAAUUUCACUGGUUGGUGCAUGUUGGCGUAAACUAUUUACGACUAAAAUUUUGUGAUCACGACCGCGAUAUUGAUUUGAACAAAGUCCUUGACAAGUAUGGUAGUGUUCUUUCCAAAGAUAUUUAUUACCGCAUCAUUCAACUGCAUUCUUUCGUAGGAAAUGAACGAGAUCUGAAUUCAAGGGGAACAGGACCUGCAGCAAAUUGUGACGAUUAUUUGAAAAUUCUUGCAAACGGAUACUUUGAUUUUUCACAAAGUAAUGUCUGUCCUAAAAAUGUUGCUAGAAAUAUCUUGCAUUCAAUAAAUGAGAUUUGGAUAGAACGUGAGGGAAAUGAAGAGAAACAUAAUUUAAUCUGUGUCUUGCCAGUUGAUUCAAUCAUCAGUUCUCUGUCACCAGACAAUACAAUGUUUGCCCUCUUUAGUACUCACACAUGGACAGUGCAAGUGCUUAAAAUACCAAGCCUCGCGACUCUUUUCAAAAUACAAGUAGAUGAGAUACACGUAUUUGACGCCUUCUUUAUCUUUUCUCCUGAUUCGUCCUAUUUGUUAUGCAAUUCAAUUCGGUCAUGCGUCCUUGUUAAGGAACAAAAGGAAGUACCCUUCAUUGCACACGGCCGCGACGACAUUAAGAGUUGUUCUUUUUCUUCGUGUGGAAUGAAACUUGCUACAUUGCUUUACUUGCAGCCAUUCAUCCAAGUGUGGGAUGUAAUGAGGAAAACGCUAUUAGCAGAAGUUGACAUUUUUGAUCAUGGAUUUAGGUAUUGUGUUUUUAGUUUGUGUGACUCCUACAUUCUCCUUUUGGGUUUUGUUUCAUCGGAAUCAUCAAUAUAUUAUACGAAUGUCUUUCGCUCUGAGAAUUUGGAAAGAGUGUUUACUGAAGAGAAUUCUGUUGCGCCGUGUUUGUCAAGUAAAGAUUCCAUUCAGAUUUGUUCACCGGAUAUCUUUGAUCCUGACGAACCAUCCGGUAGGAUUAGCUUUGAUCAUGUUUGCUUGCCAUCUGGUGAGAUAGUCCUCCUUUCUAAUAAAAGAUGUUCAAAAACCUUUUUAUGGAAGGGAAAAAAGUGUGUAGCAUUUCACGAUUAUUCUUCCGAAGGUGCUGUAGCUCUGAUAAUAUACGAUUUUGUAAACCAAGAGAUAAUUGACGUCCUUCAGAUUGAUUGUUUGCCUGUUGGAUGUGUUUUCAAUCAUAUUUCAAAAUUAGAAGGGACGAAAUUCUUUCUAAGUUUGUAUCCAAACUUAGUAUUCAUUAUAUCUCUGGAAUCUCCUGAUGCUUCUUUUGUCGAUAACAGCGAAAUAGAUUGCUGUGCAUUAUCUCCGGACACCUUGUAUGUAGCGUGCUGUUUUGAAAAUUGUAUUCUUUCAAUAAGAAGUAUCGACAGUGGGGAAACAUUGCAAACUGUUGCACUGAAACAACGAGCAGUGGCGUGCUGGUGGUCUGAGUCGUAUCUUUGGUUGGUUUCUGAUGGCGUGGUUGUUAAAUAUCCUUAUGAACCUUUGAAUUCAAAUAUCUUAGGAAAUCAAACUGAAGAAUCUUUUUUAAAUUUUAGUCAUGUUGUUAAGUUUACAAAAGGUGUUCUUGUAAUUAGCACUAAUGGAAGAAUUUCUAUUUUGAAAAUUUGUGGUGAAGAUCUCAGUCUUCAAGAAAUACCUUCUUGGAAUUUUGACGAGGCCCAUAGUGAAAAGUUCACUUCUGUCGCAAUAAGUUAUGAUGGGUGUGCCGUUAUGUUACAUUGCAAUUUGAGGAAAAUUUAUGAAUUGUGGGAAAUAGAAUGUGGCAACAGAUGGUUUGUACGUUCAACGGGACAGUUGAAUGAAUCAGUUGAAUGGUUCUUUUUAACUGGUACUAAUAUGACUCGUAAUUUAGUAUUAGUGUCAUCCGACAAUCCAUUAAUUCCCCGUGAUAAUUUUGUUUUACGUUCUAUUACGUUUCAAAGAAAUGGUAUAAAAAUUGCGCAUACUCUUCCUAUUGGACCUUUUCAGAAGGCUUUUUACAUGGAUGCCGAAAUUGUAGGUCUUUUCAGUAGUGGUAUGAUGCAUUUUGUUAAUGUGUCCGAAGGCAGAAUCAUAUCCUCUGCAUAUCUACCUAUUGAGUCUCCCAAUGAACAUUUUCAUUUUUUCCUCCCAUCGACUUGUUCCUUUCUAUCCGUCGGGAGAUAUGGUAACAAACGUUUUAGAGUUCAUAACUUUAAAAAGUAUUUAUCGCUUCCUUUGCGUAAUGAUCCUGGAAAAUGCGACUUUCUGUCUUAGAUGAGAAAAUAUCAUGAAUCAAUAAUUAAUACUAAAAAAAUCAUUUAUCGAUAGAAAAUGUUCAGGUAGAUAAGUAUUGCCAAUUAAACUUACAGAUAAUAACCCACAACUUAAUUUGAAUAAACGACGUAAUAUUAGGGACAAACCAUCAGAUGUGUCAAAUGUUUGAACUGUGCCGAUUUUGUUAAAAGAAAUAAAAAAAUCCAUUUUUGACUAAAUCUUGUAUCGUCUUUAUAGCAUAAGAGUCGAUUGAUUCAAAUAUUUGCUGCGAAGUUACUUGUGGUAAGCGUGCAAAUACACAGCUAAUUCAAGAAACGGUUUCCAUACACAUACAUGUGACGUCGCCAGCUCGUUAUAGGUCGGUUGGAGGAUACUCGUGUAUUUGUUCUACAUAUAGUC
Messenger RNA from Dendronephthya gigantea, 4860 nucleotides. RefSeq lists its product as uncharacterized. The record is from RefSeq and is a predicted model, not a curated record. The transcript has 4 exons. The coding region runs from base 268 to 4461 and encodes 1397 amino acids. NCBI's taxonomy places the organism in Eukaryota, Metazoa, Cnidaria, Anthozoa, Malacalcyonacea, Nephtheidae.